AUGUCCAAAUUGAAGCUCCAAGUUCUCUUAGUCCCUGAGUCAUUCGCAGAUCUGAGGACAGAACUGUUGGAUUUUCGAUAUACGAGAAAGUUUUUGCAUAUCACGGAUCCGCAGACGUUACUUAGUGUGGUGAGCAUAGAAUUAAGUAAGAGAUACAAAAAAUUAUACCCUGACGGUGAAGACCUACGUAUCGAAAGGCUACAAGACAAUGAUUUAUGUGAUCUUGAUCCCGACUUUGAGGCAGGCGAUGUAUUUAAUUCUGGCCAAAUUUUAAGAGUUGUUGUAAUUAAUAAUAUGCAUCGUAAUGGACCAGAAAGUGAAACUCCAUUUGCCUUCAAGUCCGUUGACUUGGCCCAAAGCACUCCAAUUCUUCCGCCAGCUCCUAUUUUGACAAGUGAUCCAAAAUGCUCGAGUGGUAAAAAAACUCAAGAGUAUUUUGAAAAAUUUGACUCUAAUAUUCCAUCAAAGUCAGUCAAUCCUUCAUUAUGGUCUCAAAAAAAUAAUGGUGAUCGGCUGAUUAAUAGCUUGGGAAAUAUUAGUAUGAAAAUUAGAGGAGAUAAUGAAACUAUCCAGAGCUCCAAUGAUGUCGUUUCCUUUCCACCGCCCAGGUUAUCUGGUGAUUGGUCAGUGCCUAUCAAAAGGAAUAUUAAACUGAGGGAUUCGUCUGGAUUGGAACAGACAAGAAUUACAUCGGGAAUGCUUAGCUUGCCACCUCAUGCAAAAUUAGAGCAAGAUGAUAUAUCUCAUCGCUUACUAUCUGGGGCGAAGAACAACGUAUCUAUACAUAAUAAUUCAGAUAUAGACUUAUCGAAUGAUCUGAGCAUGUCUAGCAUAAAAGCAAACGAAGUUGAACCUUCAAUUAAUGCGGCUACGGUACCCGAAAUUGCCCAAAGUUUUGACGACCAAAGAGACCUCGAAAUCCAAAAUGUGUCCUCCGAUAUGAUUCACGACAAGAAGUAUCGUAGCAACUCGUCAAAUCUAGUUGAUACAAUUUCAAGAGAGGAAGUGAUUAAAAUGUUUCGAAAAGGGUUAAACUAUUAUGAUACUAAGUCAAGAAAGAAAAGUGACGCCUCGCACGAUAAAAAGCCUUCGUCAUUGUUAAAGAGUUUGGAAAUAGAUAUGGUAAAUGGUGGAAUGCCUUCAACAGGAGGUAGGAGAAAAUCUCGCUUUGCACUAAAACCCGGUAAUGAAUUAGAUAAUAAUUCAAAUGCUACGAUUGCAGUGCAGUUUCAGAUUCCAUCAAACGGUGCUCAUUCAUCUUCAUCGAAGAAUGUAAACUCAUUACUGGAGCGAGGUGAAUGGGGAGUAGAUGACAAAAAAGAUGUCAGUGAUGAUCAGGUUAGCCAUAUAAAUAAUAAAAAUGGCGAAGUAGGUUUUGUAACUAAGGAUAUCAAUGCAGAUGAUACAACAUUGCAACAUCUAAUUGAUAAGCUAAAAUCAUUUGAAGACAAAUUGAACGCCAUAGCAGCACCAGGAUGCGGAACAGUUAAACUGCGACUGCAUAAGGACAGAGAAACAAUAGCAUCAGUAGCUGGUGACUUCGUUCCAUCAGUGAACCUAACAAAUGGUAAUGUUAUAUUACCUUCUGAAUCGAAUGCAAAGGAGAAAGGCUCCUCAUAUACGCAGAUUCCAAAUGCAUGCUCAUCUUCACCCCAGGAAUCGAAGGCUAAAGAAAAUAAGGCUGCACUAAUAACUGAAGAGGAUACCAACACAAAAAGGACCUCUAAAAGGAAGCAAGAAGAGGUGACUUCCACAUCAGAGUCUAGCGAUGAGUCUGCUGAUUCUGACUUGAACGAAAUUAAGCGACCACGAUUAGCAGCUUUUGCCCCGACACCUUCGGUCAAGAGCGUUAAGUCGAAGCCAGUGGAUUCUCCAGGCAAAGCUACUUCGUUGAAUGCGAAUCGAACUGAAAACAGCAAUGCUAAAGAUAAAAGAUCAAAUUCGUCAUCUUCCCAAGGCUCAGAAGGCUAUCACACACCAGAUAACGUUGCUCUAGAAAAUGAAACGAGCUCAAAAAAAAACAAUGCCGAAGGAACAUAUAUCCGAAAACCUAAAUUGACAUCAUUACAAGAUUUAGCUCAGCGAGGAUUGCCAGACGUAAGAGAUAGUGCAAGGAAAUCUUCGAAGUUUGCACAAGUCACAAACGCUUCUGGACAUAAGAUGGACGAUUCGUCAAGUGAUGGUGAUUCGUCUAGUGAUAGUGAUGAAAGUGAAAGCGACUCAAGUUCAGGAAGCUCAAACUCUUCUGAUGGCUCCCGAAAAUUUUUGAGUGUAAAAGAUCUUAAUGGGAAGAAAAAAACCAGAAAAAAGAGUGCGUUCUAUAGUCUAUUGAAGGAUUCUAACAAUGGAAAAUAG
Molecule: messenger RNA, 2355 nt
Organism: Priceomyces carsonii
Lineage: Eukaryota; Fungi; Ascomycota; Pichiomycetes; Serinales; Debaryomycetaceae
Exons: 1
Coding region: 1-2355 (784 amino acids)
Biological process (GO): rDNA heterochromatin formation; negative regulation of septation initiation signaling
Cellular component (GO): nucleolus
Molecular function (GO): rDNA binding; phosphatase activator activity
Source: RefSeq, a predicted model, not a curated record